UGUUAGCGCGGAGGGUUUGCCAUGAACCUCUACAGGCUUGUACGGCUGAUGAUAAUCGCGGUUAUCCAUUUACUGAUAGUUCAAGUGGAGGCACAAAGUGAUCCAACGAAUUUGAGUUUCGCUGAAAAUCUGUACGCGACACUAUCUGGUGCUUGUCGAGCUAUUAUGGACCUCCAGUUCAAUUCGAUGAACAGUCAAAAUGCUAUUUUAAAAACUAUGAAAGUUAUUUAUCUGAAUGACACGGACAUACAAACAUUUUCCAUCGAUAAAAGCUUCCAGACUCUGACACAGCCCGGCGUGUUCGACAUUACAAAACAAACAAAAAUAAUUAUUCAUGGAUACAGAGAUAAUUCGCAAUCAUCGGUGUCGUUAGAUUUAGCCCAAGGUUAUAAUGAAAAGAAAAUGUUUAACGUGCUGCUCGUCGACGCCGAGGAAAUGAUGAAUCAGAGGUACAUACUGUCGGUGCACAAUGCUCGUCUCGUGGGGAAGAGGCUCGCUAAUUUGCUGGCUAAUUUGGAAAAUUUUGGAGCCAGUGCGGAAGACUUUCACCUUCUUGGGAUAAGUUUAGGAGCACACAUAGCAGGCUGGACCGGAAAAUAUUUCCAUCGAUACAGGUCUCGCACAAUAGGCCGCAUAACGGGACUGGACCCGGCAGGUCCUUGUUUCUCUUUUGCGUAUGCGGAUCAAAGACUGGAUAAAAUGGAUGCUCAGUAUGUAGACGUUUUGCAUUCGAAUAGGUUAGUACAAGGCGUGAUCGAACCUCUGGGUCAUGCAGAUUUCUAUAUAAACGGUGGUGGACCUCAACAGCCAGGGUGCGUAAUGCCCUCCUGUAGCCACCUGAGAGCUGCUCAAAUAUACGCAGAAAGCAUAAGAAUACCAAAAUCGUUUGUGGGAAUUCGAUGUCUAACUUGGCAGGAAUUUGAGACGAAUUCAUGCAUAGAUAAAAAUUAUGCCGUUCUUGGAUACGGUUCCUCGACCUCGACCCGUGGUCUUUAUUACCUAAGGACGACGGCCAGUCCUCCCUUUGGCCUCGGCAUGAAUGGCACGACAUAUGUUGCUCCGCCAGAGAAAAAUAAUGAUUGGCUAAUGAAUUUAAGUUACACUUGAACUUAUAUUUAAUUAUUUUGGACGUUUAGUAAAUUAUUUUUUUCGUUGCCAUAAUAAUAAUUGAGUUUAUCCUUUCUAUGCGUAU
Maniola jurtina (meadow brown) is the source of this 1192-nucleotide messenger RNA. Its product is annotated as lipase member I-like. Gene Ontology annotation, molecular function: lipase activity. Bases 22 to 1107 code for a protein of 361 amino acids. The transcript has 2 exons. Gene Ontology annotation, biological process: lipid metabolic process. Lineage: Eukaryota; Metazoa; Arthropoda; Insecta; Lepidoptera; Nymphalidae. The record is from RefSeq and is a predicted model, not a curated record.